UUGUCUCCGCUACGGUGGAACUGGAGGUUCUUGUCUCCGCUACGGUGGAACUGAACACGGUAGAUUUCUCCUAAAAAGGUUCUGGCAUAUGCUACGGUGGAGCCUCCUCCCGAACUGGCCGCAAGGUGCAGCACUAGUAUGGGGCACGCCAAAACGGCUCCAUGAGCACUCUCAGUUUCUCUCUGAUACAGAUAAGUGACCCGUGUGCGACCCGAGGCGACCCGUACGCUUACCUCGUCUUUAUCUCUGUAGUACGUACGUACGUGUAUAUACAUUCAGACUAUGUGACAUCGGAUGCAGUAGUGGGAGAGGUCCUUUACCAUGUUCAUUUUCGAACAUACAGCGACAUCUAGCGACGAUAAGAUCAGAACGGUCGACAGAGUUUAGCUAGGUGGCGCCAGUUUAUGGAAUUCUCACAUUCUAAGCGCGUAUCAGUUGGUAUCAGUCGUUCUGUCUUUACCAUUACGUUUCGUCAACAAUACGCGUCGUUUAGCUUAAUUUUUUAUUUACGAAGUGUUCGGACAUCUGUAUUCAACUGCAACUUAUACCUGCAGCGUUAUGUACUGUUCGAGUCUGCGAGCAGAACGCUACGUACUUGGUGUGUAGAUAUGUGAAUCGAGGUUACACUGGUUACAGUUCUCGGGAACUUCGGAAGACAGUCGAGUGACGUUCACUCGAAAAUUCGUUGCUCAUUAUAAAAGACGAGCCAUCAGGGACCCUUGCUCGAGUUCUAAAACAUGGCCGAUUACUGGAAGUCUCAGGGUCGCAAAUUCUGCGACUUCUGCAAGUGUUGGAUUGCCGAUAAUAAACCAAGCAUCAAUUUUCACGAGGGCGGUAAAAAGCACAAGGAAAAUGUUAGCAAACGGCUUAAGGAGAUACAUAAAACCAGCGCGAAACAGGCGAAGCAAAGUAGAAAGAUGGAGGAAGAUAUUAAAAAAAUGGAAAAUGCAGCCAUGGCCGCUUAUCUGAAAGACGUGGAGAACAACACGAGAGACAUGACGGCCGACAGAAUUAUUAAAGAAAAGAUGAGCCGACCGGAACCGAAGGAUACGUCGAACCCGAAUCGCGUACCACCGCCAGCUCCGGAGGCAUUACCUAGGUUCAAGGGUGAAAAUCAACAGGUGAGAGAUGGUCGGUCGACUUCGAUCGACUCGAGAAAGGUCGCUCGUUCGUUAACCGUUCGUUUGUUCGAGAGAGUUUUAAAAGAUGCGACUCCGUCGUUCCAGUUUGCCCAGGAGAUCGAUCCGUGCGACCCGAUUCAGCCGCGAAGCGCGACCGCGCGUCAAGGCAAAUUGCAGCAGCGAAGCGAAAACAAGGCUCAGGGGAAGGGCAAGGCGGGAAAAGGGAAAGGAAAAGGAAAAAAGAUCACGGAUGAAGAGCGGGCAACGAAACCUGUUCGAAAACUUUGGUACGAGGCUACCAGUCCCGAAGGGUACACGUACUACUGGCACAUCGAGACAAACGAGUCCGCAUGGUACCCGCCGGAAGGGGAAGGGUACAUGACGUUCGCGGAACAGGAGGAGGAGGUGAAAGAGCAAAUGAUUCAAGAGGAACUGCUGAAACAGCUGGAGGAAGAGAACGCGGUCGCGAACGCGGACAUCCUCGAAGAGAAGCGAGCAAACGCGGAGAGAGAGAAGCUGAAGGCUUUCAGGAAUGCGACCAACGCGCAGCUACCGAUGGCGGCUGACGAAGAUCAGGCGCAGAGACCGGAGACGGGGACCGAAGAAGUGGAAAUCCGACCCUACAGGAGGGAUUACAGCGUUCCCGUAAAAUCGCAUCCGCUCGGACCUUGGCAGACCGUUCGGAAGAUCGAGACGAAGCCAGUGGAUUUGCAACUACCGCGGCAAAAGCAGCUGCAGUUGCCUACCUUCGAGGAAGCGGAACCACCCGUGGUGCAGAGGACGUUCAAAGAAAAGACUGUUACGCGAAUCAAUGCGGACGACAGCGACGUCGACGACGACUACGGGAAACCAACCACGUUUAAAAAGCGAAGAAUUGGGAACAAGAGCGUACGCAAACGGUUGACGGAUGAGUGACAGUCGUAUGUUUAAGACCAUGUACCGUUUCCGUCGAGUACGGAUACCCAAAAACUUCGAGCAAUGGAGAGAAUACGUUCAACGAUGUUUUCAAACUAGUUCGGGUGACUCGGCUCUCUUUUCGAUGACGUUACUAGAAGAGAUGUACAGCUUUUCAGCUAACGGUCGCGAUAUUCCAUUGAGCCGAUCUAAAAUAACUUGUCGCGGUUCUCCCUUGGUCUCCGGGACGAGGAUGAAAAUGAAGAGGAGAGUAGCCGCGCAGAAUCCCCCUAAGAGGAAGAAGCAACCGUGCAUGCCGAUAGCGUCGACUAUGCUUGGGAAUAAUUUGACAACCAGAAACGCCAUCAGCCACAUGUAACACAUCGCUAUGGUCAUCAUCAAAUUCGAGAUAUCUCGGCUGAGUAUCUCGGAGGAGACGACGUACGGACCCGGUCCCAUACCCAGGCUAUAAGCGAUCAUGUAAAAGGACAAGGCCACGAUCGAGAUCCAACUGAACUGGCUCACGUCGUGUCCCAACGUCCUCAGAUAGCCGAACACCCCGAGUAUGCAGUGGCACGUGGACAUCAUGAAACAGGACGUCAACAUCAACGAUCUUCUGCCCGCUCUUUCCAUCAACGUGGUCGACAGAAACGAACCGCAAAGCUGAAUAAAGCCGACGAUGAUCGCCGAAUUGUUCGGCGAUAACGAACUCCCAGACGUCUCGAAGAUCGACUGCGUGUAGCUCAUCUGCGAAAGAAAAUGCGGAGUGUGAAGGAGGAACGUAAAGAGGAAGGUAAGUUCGACGAAGAACGAGCGAACGCAAGAACUCGGUUAUUUUGAUCUUCUUUACCACGGCGUUUAUUCCGGAUAAUUGUUGACUGCUGAACAAUCCCAGCGUAAUAACGAGUCCUUUGAUCGUUGCUCGGUCGCGGAACAGAUCCGACAGCUUGAUCGUCCGCCCCGUAAUGUUCUGUUCUUUCGCUUCUGUUUGCAAAUGCGACAAAGCUUGCUCGACCGUCGGUCUGUGACUGCCUCUCAGCCACAUCAGUGAUCUGCAAGAGAGAUCUCGCCGUUAGAGAAAGAUCCACGCCCAAGGAACGCUUUCAUCGCUUACUUGGUCGCUUCGUUGAUUCGGUUCCGUCGCACCAGAUGGACGGGUGAUUCCGGUACGAAAACGAAAAGAGCGAUGUAGAACAGCGGGAACAAGAAUGCGACGAUCGCGCAUACGCGGUAAGAGAGCAGUGCGCCGAGUAUGUACCCGAGAAGAACGCCACCGUUCAAUAGGAAUACCAUCAGACUGCCCAGCAUCCCGCGUAUCCCGUCGCUCGCGAUUUCAGACACGUACAUCGGUAUCAGGAACAAGACCAUACCGCCGGAUAUCCCCGAGAAGAAUCGCGCGACGAACAGGUGCCACUGUUCCGUUGCGAAAAUGGUAAACAGCCAACACAAGCAGAGAGGCAGACCCAUGAGACAUGCGGUUAAUUUACGGCCGAGCAUGUUCGCCGAAAAGCCGACCAUCGAACUCGUUGCGGCCGCCGUCAGACACAUUAUCCCGGUCAACCAGGAUGCAGCUUCAUCCGUCAUCGGUCCGCCAUUAAUCGGCGAGUCCUUGCCCUGUAGUUGUGGUAACGUCGACGAUGGCCAGCUUAUCAUUAUCCCGAAUGACAGCGACGACAGAUUAGCUGAUAACGCGACGAACGAACCGUUAUUAGAAUUCUUUCUCUCGCCCCUUGUUCUUCUCUCGGUAAUCAAACUUACCGAUCAGUGAAAUGAGAAACUGCCGGAGCUUGCCAGGCUCGAAGGCAUCGUCCUUUUUAGACAUCGUCGUCCUUUUCUUUUUUCUGCUGCACGUAUUAUUUCCGUCCGUACGACCGAUACGGAUUAUCGAUUUUAUUUCGUUGUCCGCGCACACGGCUGUACGACUAUCAUAACUUCAAAAUUUCGUUCAAUUUAUACCGAUCGUUUGGUAAUCAUCUCGCUACCGAAUCAUACUCGUCGCAUUAUUUGCAUAUCUUGUCUACCUCCCUUUCUGUAUGCGCUAGACAAAUAGCUGUGCGUUCGCACCUAAUUUUAUCGGCGUCGACAUUCUCGCUCCUUCUCUCCCUCCUCCUCCUCUUCUUCCCCUUUAUCUUUCUCAUCUCCCUCUUGUCCCUUAAUUGUCGUUUUUUAAAAUUAUCGAUUUAGUAAUAUUUUUCACACGUUCCAUGAAUCUAUGAUUUCCAUCUCAGGAUACGCGAAUUACCUCUCUUACCUAACUUUCAAAUGCAUUAUUUUCGAACAGAUUUCUAAGAGCGCUAUCGCUUUCACAUUGUACUAUGAUUUACUAUCGGAUCUAUAUACUGAUUUCCAUCUUGGGGAUAAUUUACAAUCUCGCGACACCGUACCGACAUUUUCAAGCAAUUAAUUUAUUUUGUUUACAUACGCGCAUAACGUAUUAUACGCUGUUAACCAGAGAUUUCGAAAUUGUAAUGUUGUACGGAUAAAAUCGAGUAUCAUUGCGCGAUCGCACGUAAUCGUACUACUAUACAUUUCGAUCGUUUCUUUUAAAUAUCGAACGUACUGUGAUGCCCGAUUGAUUCAACUCCUCGAAAUUGAAUGCAGGAUGUAUCACUCAACUUUUGCAAUUAAAGAUCGACAGAAAACAGAA
Molecule: messenger RNA, 4662 nt
Organism: Ceratina calcarata
Lineage: Eukaryota; Metazoa; Arthropoda; Insecta; Hymenoptera; Apidae
Product: WW domain-binding protein 4
Exons: 7
Coding region: 738-2036 (432 amino acids)
Biological process (GO): mRNA splicing, via spliceosome
Cellular component (GO): nucleus; precatalytic spliceosome
Molecular function (GO): protein binding; zinc ion binding; RNA binding
Source: RefSeq, a predicted model, not a curated record